Molecule: messenger RNA, 524 nt
Organism: Papilio machaon (common yellow swallowtail)
Lineage: Eukaryota; Metazoa; Arthropoda; Insecta; Lepidoptera; Papilionidae
Gene: EMC5
Product: ER membrane protein complex subunit 5
Exons: 3
Coding region: 120-473 (117 amino acids)
Cellular component (GO): EMC complex; early endosome; plasma membrane
Source: RefSeq, a predicted model, not a curated record
AAUUCAGUAGUUUUUCACUUUUUAGUAUACGGAAAACAUCAUACUUAAAUUUAAUUUAGAAAAUUUCCCUAAAUAUAAGACUUUAAUAGAAAUAUAAGUAAGUUUGGGACUUAUAAAACAUGGACUCAUCGAUUCAUAGGAUUAUUGUUAUAGUUGGAUUUAUUUCUUUAUUUCAUUCCGCAUUCUCGGCAGCGCAGCAUCGCACUUACUUAAGGAUCACUUCACAAGAAUUUACGACUUUACCUUUAGAUAUUGUACUCCAAGCAGUAUUAAGUUUAUUUGCUGUAAUGUGGGGUGUACUGAAUGUAGCUGGUAAUCUCCGAGAAAUACCCGCAGCAGCAGAAUUGAACAACAUCAAAUGGGAGACACAACGUAACCUGCCAUCUUUCUACAUCUUUAACCACAGAGGAAGAGCCCUAGCAUGCAAUUAUGUACCUAGUCCAAGUAAAAGUGAUUUAGACAAUUUAGAAUGAUUGAUUUGAUAGUUAAUUUCUAUUUAUAAUCUAAAUCUUAUUUUAGUUUUC